UUUCAGGUAGAUUAUGGAGCUACUGCAGAUGAGCUGGAGAUCCAUUUCAAUGGCUGUGGUCCUGUAAACAGAGUUACCAUCCUGUGUGACAGGUUCUCGGGCCAUCCCAAAGGCUUUGCUUACAUCGAGUUCUCUGAUCGAGAUUCUGUGCAGAGUGCCAUUGGUUUGCAUGAGACUGUGUUCAGAGGACGGGUUCUUAAGGUAUUGCCUAAGAGAACCAACAUGCCCGGUAUCAGCACCACGGACAGGGGUGGACACAGAGGAGGUCACACCAGAGGCAGAGGCCGUGGCUACCGUCCCCCCAGGUACCAGAACAGUUCCCGAGGUAGAUUCCGGUACCAGUCUUCAAGACCGCAGCACCAGUCCCCCCACCCUUACUAUGGAGGACCAUCAGCGGGAAAGAGACAGUGGGGUCACAUGGACUACCAUGAACAAACUACGAAACGUUACCCCUGCCUCCUUCUCAUCACACCACCAUCUGAGGAUCUCGGGGCAGCGUCGAGUGGACAGCACUACCCUCAGCAGCGUUAGCACUAGCAGAUGUUGGCUGGCUGGAAGGGAUUUUUAAACUCUAAAUGCUUUCCAGCAUAAUUUAAGUAUUGUGAUGCCUAGGAUUGACCAGUGUGACUCCUAGGCAAGAUCUGACAAAAGCUGACUGGGGUUGAUGCGAUAUAGGUUUGUUGCUGUGAAUGCAUGUGACGUUCCUCAAGUUGCAUCUGUUUUUAAAAAAACUGUGGUUUUGUUUUGUAAUGUAUAACCCCUCUGUGUGUAACUGACAAGCUCUUUGCUACAUGAAUAAAUAAAAAAUAAUUGAACACUCAA
Molecule: messenger RNA, 822 nt
Organism: Poecilia latipinna (sailfin molly)
Lineage: Eukaryota; Metazoa; Chordata; Actinopteri; Cyprinodontiformes; Poeciliidae
Product: embryonic polyadenylate-binding protein 2-B-like
Exons: 3
Biological process (GO): nuclear-transcribed mRNA catabolic process, deadenylation-dependent decay
Cellular component (GO): nucleus
Molecular function (GO): poly(A) binding
Source: RefSeq, a predicted model, not a curated record